Molecule: messenger RNA, 3634 nt
Organism: Coccinella septempunctata (seven-spotted ladybird)
Lineage: Eukaryota; Metazoa; Arthropoda; Insecta; Coleoptera; Coccinellidae
Product: basic proline-rich protein-like
Exons: 4
Coding region: 59-3634 (1191 amino acids)
Source: RefSeq, a predicted model, not a curated record
UUUACGGAAGACAAAAAUAUAUAACGCGAUUUUUCUUCUGAUUCAAACACACCGCAAAAUGCGACCUGUGUACCUACUACUCUUUUUAUGGGGUGGUUCCACAUUAUUUCUGGAUGUGGAGUCAUCACCUGUCCCUCACGGAAAAAAUAAAGUAACCAUAGCUAUCAAGAGAUAUUUUCCUGGCAAUGGCAUUCAGAUUUUCAUCGAUAAUGUGAAUAAGGGAAUGUAUAAAUUACUGAUUAAGUCGGUUGGAACGGAGAGACAAAAGGAUCUUCUGGGCCUUCUGUCUGUCAUACCUGAAGGGACAGAUCUUUCAUCACUGCUUGGAGGAGGAGAAGAAUGCCAAAAGCCCAAAAAAGGUGGACUAUCCCAAGUUGACACUCUGCGUCUAUUGAUAAAAGUAUCGAAACUCAAGUGUGCAAAGGGUGGAUGCAAGAAACCUACCGAACUGGAGGAGUCUGGCGAUGAGGGAAAAUCAGAUUCACAAGGACCAACGGAUCGGAAACGACCGAGUGGAAGUUUAUCGAAAAUUAUAAACAAACUGUUGAAGAAACUUUUCGAUGAUAUCAAUGACCAACUCAACAAUGUACUAGAUGAAAUAUCCGCCGGAUUAGACCAAUUGCUGAAGCGGCUACUCGGGCAAGAGAAAGAACAAAAAGAACUUCUGGGCCUACUAUCUCUAUUAACGAAGGACGUCGAUUUUGAAUCCCUCCUUGGAGAUUCUAAGGAGGGACGAAAAUCCGUCGAUGGAUUGGUGAAACGAACCGAUGUAUUGAAAAUUCUCAUUCAGUUGGCCAAAAUUAAGUGUUCUCACGGUGGUUGUAAGGUACCUAAUAUCGAUCAAAUAUCAUCAAAAGAUGAUGUUGAGGAGGGACAAAGUGGAGGAAAUUCCCCUAAACCAAAACCACCGAAAGGCAAACCACCAAAAGGCAAGCCUGAUAAUGAGGACGACUCAAGUGAAGGAAAUUCCCCCAAACCAAAACCACCAAAAAGCAAGCCUGAUGAUGAGGACGACUCAAGUGAAGGAAAUUCUCCCAAACCAAAACCACCGAAAGGAAAACCACCAAAAGGCAAGCCUGAUGAUGGGGACGACUCAAGUGAAGGAAAUUCUCCCAAACCAAAACCACCGAAAGGCAAACCACCAAAAGGCAAGCCUGAUGAUGAGGACGACUCAAGUGAAGGAAAUUCUCCCAAACCAAAACCACCGAAAGGAAAACCACCAAAGGGCAAGCCUGAUGAUGAGGACGACUCAAGUGAAGGAAAUUCUCCCAAACCAAAACCACCGAAAGGCAAACCACCAAAAGGCAAGCCUGAUGAUGAGGACGACUCAAGUGAAGGAAAUUCUCCCAAACCAAAACCACCGAAAGGCAAACCACCAAAAGGCAAGCCUGAUGAUGAGGACGACUCAAGUGAAGGAAAUUCUCCCAAACCAAAACCACCGAAAGGAAAACCACCAAAAGGCAAGCCUGAUGAUGGGGACAACUCAAGUGAAGGAAAUUCUCCCAAACCAAAACCACCAAAAGGCAAGCCUGAUGAUGAGGACGACUCAAGUGAAGGAAAUUCUCCCAAACCAAAACCACCCAAAGGAAAACCACCAAAAGGCAAGCCUGAUGAAGAGGACGACUCAAGUGAAGGAAAUUCUCCUAAACCAAAACCACCGAAAGGCAAACCUCCCAAAGGCAAACCCGAUGAUGAGGACGAAUCAAGUGGAGGAAAGUCUCCUAAGCCGAAACCACCGAAAGGAAAACCUGAUGAUGAGGACGAAUCGAGUGAGGGAAAUUCUCCUAAACCAAAACCACCGAAAGGCAAACCUCCCAAAGGCAAACCCGAUGAUGAGGACGAAUCGAGUGGAGGAAAGUCUCCUAAACCGAAACCACCGAAAGGCAAACCCGAUGAUGAGGACGAAUCAAGUGAAGGAAAUUCUCCUAAACCAAAACCACCGAAAGGCAAACCUCCCAAAGGCAAACCCGAUGAUGAGGACGAAUCAAGUGGAGGAAAGUCUCCUAAACCGAAAUCACCGAAAGGAAAACCUGAUGAUGAGGACGAAUCAAGUGAAGGAAAUUCUCCUAAACCAAAACCACCUAAAAGCAAAUCUCCCAAAGGCAAACCCGAUGAUGAGGACGAAUCAAGUGGAGAAAAGUCUCCUAAACCGAAACCACCGAAAGGCAGACCCGAUGAAGAGGACGAAUCAAGUGAAGGAAAUUCUCCUAAACCAAAACCACCGAAAGGCAAACCUCCCAAAGGCAAACCCGAUGAUGAGGACGAAUCAAGUGGAGGAAAGUCUCCUAAACCGAAACCACCGAAAGGAAAACCUGAUGAUGAGGACGAAUCAAGUGGAGGAAAGUCUCCUAAACCGAAACCACCGAAAGGAAAACCUGAUGAUAAGGACGAAUCGAGUGAAGGAAAUUCUCCUAAACCAAAACCACCGAAAGGCAAACCUCCCAAAGGCAAACCCGAUGAUGAGGACGAAUCGAGUGGAGGAAAGUCUCCUAAACCGAAACCACCGAAAGGCAAACCCGAUGAUGAGGACGAAUCAAGUGAAGGAAAUUCUCCUAAACCAAAACCACCGAAAGGCAAACCUCCCAAAGGCAAACCCGAUGAUGAGGACGAAUCAAGUGGAGGAAAGUCUCCUAAACCGAAAUCACCGAAAGGAAAACCUGAUGAUGAGGACGAAUCAAGUGAAGGAAAUUCUCCUAAACCAAAACCACCUAAAAGCAAAUCUCCCAAAGGCAAACCCGAUGAUGAGGACGAAUCAAGUGGAGGAAAGUCUCCUAAACCGAAACCACCGAAAGGAAAACCUGAUGAUGAGGACGAAUCAAGUGGAGAAAAGUCUCCUAAACCGAAACCACCGAAAGGCAGACCCGAUGAAGAGGACGAAUCAAGUGAAGGAAAUUCUCCUAAACCAAAACCACCGAAAGGCAAACCUCCCAAAGGCAAACCCGAUGAUGAGGACGAAUCAAGUGGAGGAAAGUCUCCUAAACCGAAACCACCGAAAGGAAAACCUGAUGAUGAGGACGAAUCAAGUGGAGGAAAGUCUCCUAAACCGAAACCACCGAAAGGAAAACCUGAUGAUAAGGACGAAUCGAGUGAAGGAAAUUCUCCUAAACCAAAACCACCGAAAGGCAAACCUCCCAAAGGCAAACCCGAUGAUGAGGACGAAUCGAGUGGAGGAAAGUCUCCUAAACCGAAACCACCGAAAGGCAAACCCGAUGAUGAGGACGAAUCAAGUGAAGGAAAUUCUCCCAAACCAAAACCACCGAAAGGCAAACCCGAUGAUGAGGACGAAUCAAGUGGAGGAAAGUCUCCUAAACCAAAACCACCGAAAGGUAAGCCACCAAAAGACAACCCUGAUGAUGAUGACCAACUUGAUGAAGAUAGACCAGUCCCACCGAGAAAACAUAAGCAUAAAAAAAGAAAACAUCCGAAAGAUAUAUCUAACGAUAACGACCAAUCUGAUGACGAUGUUCCUGAGCUGCCACCAAGACACAAAUCCCACAAUCGAAAGCCGCCUAAAGAUGACGAUUCAGAAGAGAAGCAACAGAAUUCUGAGGAAAAACCCCAUAGACAUCAUAGAUCCAGGGGCCACAAACAUAAACAUCGAAGGAAAUGCAGAGGCAGAGGAUGUCGCGAUUAA